Molecule: messenger RNA, 2514 nt
Organism: Purpureocillium takamizusanense
Lineage: Eukaryota; Fungi; Ascomycota; Sordariomycetes; Hypocreales; Ophiocordycipitaceae
Exons: 2
Coding region: 401-2068 (555 amino acids)
Biological process (GO): phosphatidylcholine biosynthetic process
Source: RefSeq, a predicted model, not a curated record
GCCCGCCUGGCAUCUUGCUCUUGUUCACAUCACAACACGAUUACCUUCCUUCCGUCUCACUUGAGCGCCGACCCGUUCUGUCUCCUUUAUCGACGACUGGUUUGGCAGCAAUACGCCCAACACCACUUGGCAACUUGAAAUAGUUCCGGACGUUAGGCCACGUCAGGGACGUGCUGUCCCUAGCGUCGAGCUUCGCAACACCUCGUCUAGUGCGACCUCGAAGACCUCGUUGUACCUCUCCGAUAGCACAUCCGCGUUUCGAUUCGUGGACGCGCCGCGCCCACUUGGCGUUGUACGCACUCACGGCCCAGGCUUCGGUCCAGCGAGCUGCAUGAAGCAACGACGGCCUUGACCGAGCCAAGCAUUGCCGUUUUAACUGCCGGCGAUCUAGACAAUAACCAUGGAUGGUGAUGUUGUAGGGGCUCCCAUGCCAGCCGUUGCUGCUGGCGUCAGCGGCCCCGAUCAAGAUGUAUCCUCCCUCCUCAGCUCGUCGCCGCCCGAUGGUGCCAUACUCGAAUCUCCUUCCCUCAGCGCCACGACAUCAAAAAGCCCCAGGCUCUCGCGAAAUCCAUCCUUCUCCGGUAGCAGCUCCUAUCAGGAUGACUGGGACCCUUUGCCGCCCCUCGACCGUCUGACCGUCCUUGACCUACUCGACAACUUCGCUCUGCCACAUCAGCUGGAGAAGCUUCAAAAGGGUAUUUCAGCUCAGACACGCAAGGUCCGCCGUUCCAGAGACGCCUUCAAAUCCAAAACUCAGCUGGCACGCGAUCGCAUGGUGGAAGAAUGGCGUCGCCGUGUCCCAUCAGCCGAUGAACAACUUGAUCGAUACAGAAAGCGCAUGCGCCAGCGCGUCGACAAGCUCGGCAAACAGUGGAACGAUACCAAAGCCAUCAGCCUGCGGGAGAAGAUAUCCUUCAUCUGCGGCGUUAUGAACAUAUUCAUCAGCGGAUACCUCAUCGGCGGCUUCCCGCAGUACUUUCAUCUCUGGUAUACGGCACAGCUGGUAUAUUUCAUGCCCAUCAGGUUCUUUACAUAUCACCGCCGUGGCUACCACUACUUCCUGGCUGAUCUCUGCUAUUUUGUCAACGUGCUCCUGAGCCUUAGUAUAUGGGUCUUCCCUGGCUCGAAGCGGCUCUUCACCUCCGCCUAUUGUCUGGCGUUCGGCAACAACGCUGUCGCCAUCAUCAUGUGGCGCAACUCUCUCGUAUUCCACAGCUUCGACAAGGUCACCUCUCUCUUCAUCCACAUCAUGCCGUGUGCCACGCUUCACUGCAUCGUUCAUCUGUAUCCCGAGGCACUGCAGAAAGAACGGUUCCCCGCCAUUUGGACCAUCAAACACUCUGCCCCCGGCUCGCCCACUGCGUAUGCCAACGUUGUGUCCAUGUUAGCUUGGAGCACCUUGCCAUACGCAUUCUGGCAGCUGAGCUACUAUUUCUUCAUUACCGUGCGCCGCAGGGAAAAGAUUGCUGCAGGCCGCCCCACGUCUUUCACCUGGUUGCGACGCUCGUACUCCAAAACUUGGAUCGGCAAGGUUGUCCUGUCCCUCCCAGAUGCUCUACAAGAGUCGGCCUUCAUGUUGAUUCAAUACUGCUAUGCGGUGCUUACCAUGCUUCCUUGUCCCUUGUGGUUCAUGAGCCGAUACGCCUCUUCUGCAUUCCUGUUGGUAGUCUUCGCCUGGAGUAUUUACAACGGCUCGACCUACUAUAUUGACGUUUUUGGUAAACGUUUUCAGAAGGAGCUGGAGGCUAUGAAAGCCGAAGUUCUGAAAUGGCAGACCACACCGGAGCUCAUGCUUCAGUCGCCGCUCAUCACGCCGCACCCCGAUGCGCCGUCAGCACAGGCAGCGGCUGGCUUGGCCACACAGCCUAUCGACGCGGCCGCAGACGCCAGUCAUGAUGUACCCUCUGGAAACAAAUCACCCAGUUGGGACAGUGUCAAGGGUCGCAACCAGGCUCUUGAAAAUAUCCCGCUUCUGGACGAAAGCAUACCCAUAUCAGCGACUGGUGUGGAAGGCGGGGCUAGAGACAUGGCUCGUGAGCGGAGAGCCGGGAACGAGCUUGAUUCUUGAUGCGGGCUUGAACGCCAACGGUGGCUACUCCAGUGUCUCUUUCGUGGUCGAAAGCUCGUAUCCGCACAUGGAGCAUUGAUUGGCUGCACCGCCAUGCGAUCGGUCAGUUUCGCGUCUAAGAGAUUGGGAGACAGGUUCUCGUAGGUGGAUAGGUGUUCUGGUGUCUUCUUUUGUUGCGUCUGUUGGACAAGACAUCCUCGCUGCAUCGUCAAUCAGAUGGAUGUGCGUGCAGUCUCUGAAGUGGCCGAAUAGGACGACCGCCCGCAAUAGAUCCAUAUGGCAACCGACCAUGACCUACCUUUGUGAGGUUUUCUGUGGUUGGCGUUCGUUAUGCGGACGUCAGGACGCGUUGUAAUACAGUAGUCAAGAUGUAAAGAGUAGUUUGAUUCUUGCGUCGAGAAGCGUCACCUUCUCUGGAUUGCGCUAUGCCCGAAUAAAAUGCCAAC